This is a messenger RNA of Microthlaspi erraticum, 1881 nucleotides long. The record is from the annotation of a GenBank genome assembly. Lineage: Eukaryota; Viridiplantae; Streptophyta; Magnoliopsida; Brassicales; Brassicaceae.
AUGAAUAACAACAGUUCUGAUGAAGAGUCAGAUGAGAUCAGCGAUUCUGAGAUUGAGGUCUACGCUGAUAAGCCUUACAGUCAACUCCAGAACGGGGAUUUCAAGGUUAAGGUGAAGGAAGGCACAUUCAGGUGCCCUUUCUGCGCAGGGAAGAAGAAGCAGCAUUACAAGUACAAGGAGCUGUUUGCUCAUGCGUCUGGUGUCGCCAAAGGAUCUUCUAGUAGAAGUGCUAAGCUGAAAGCAAAUCACUUUGCUUUAGCCAAGUACAUGGAGAACGAGCUUGCUGGUGAUGCUGAAGUCCAACGCCCAAGAGUCACCGCUUCCUCGUCCAAGCAGAGUGAACCGUAUGUGUGGCCUUGGAUGGGGAUUGUCAUCCACCCACUGAGAAGAACCGAUGACAAGAGCUCGCUCCUUGAAUCAGCUUACUGGUUGAAGAAGCUCGCCAGAUUCAGUCCUCUUGAGGUGAAGACCCUUUGGGUUGAGCAGGAUUCGCUAGUUGCAGUCAUUACUAAGUUUAACAGUGGUUAUGGUGGGUUCACGAAUGCCUCAGCGCUUGAGAAGGAAUAUGAGGUAAAGCGCUGUGGCAAGAAGGACUGGAGUGAGAAAACAGGAGACUGGAGAUCCAAGGCUUAUGGUUGGUGCGCUCGUGCAGAUGACUACAACUCUCAAGGGACGAUAGCGGAGUACCUGUCAACAGUAGGAACUCUGAGAAGUUUCUCUGACAUUUCAAAGGAGGAAAUGCAGAAUACGAAUACUGUUGUGCAGGAUCUAGCAAAUAAAAUUGCUAUGACGAAUGAGGAUCUGAACAAUGCCGAAUACAAGUACAACCAGAAGGCGAACUCUCUGAACAGGCAUCUCAGAGAGAAAGACAAGCUGGACCAAGCUUAUAAAGAAGAGACAAAAAGGAUGCAGGAGUAUUCGCGGCAACAUAUCCGAAAUAUAUUAGAUGAAAAAAAGAAGCUGAAUGAUGUACUGGAGUUGAAGAUGAAGAACCUCAAGAUUUUCUCCGAAAAUUUGGCAAAGAAGGAAGCAUUAACUGAACUGGAGAGACAAAAGCUUGAUGAAGAGAAGAAGAAGAACGAUGCCAUGAACCGCUCCCUUCAGUUAGCUUCAGUGGAGCAGAAACGGGCAGAUGAUAGUGUCUUGAAACUUGUGGAAGAACACAAGAGGAAAAAGGAAGAGACUUUGAACAAGAUCCUUCAGCUUGAGAAGGAGUUAGACAGCAAGCAGAAACUUCAAAUGGAGAUUCAAGAGCUGAAAGGAAGGCUGAACGUGAUGAAAGUGGAAGAUGAAGUUGACGAGGACAUGGAAAAGAAAAUGAAGGAGAUGAAUGAAAAGCUGGAGGAGAAGUGUUCUGAGUUAGAAGACUUGGAGGAGAUGAACUCGCACCUCAUGACAAAAGAACGUCAAAGCAAUGAUGAGAUACAAGAAGCUCGCAAAGAAUUGAUUACGGGACUGAGUGAGUUGUUGAGUGAUAAAACGAACAUCAGAAUAAAGAGGAUGGGAGAGCUUGAUGAAAAACCCUUCCUGAAAGCAUGCAAGCAGAGAUUCAGGGGCGAGGAAGCUGGUGUGCAGCAUGCCAUACUCUUGUCGAGAUGGCAGGAAAUCCUCAAGGAUUCUAAUUGGCAUCCAUUCAAACGCAUAGGGACUGAAGACAAAAUGAAGGAAGUGGUGGAUGAAGAAGAUGAGCAAAUUAGGGGUCUGAGAGAGGAGUGGGGAGAAGAUGUGAUGAACGCAGUGAAGACAGCACUGGAGGAGCUGAAUGAGUACAAUCGAAGUGGGGGUUACUCAGUCCAGCCACGACCAAUCGCCGCCUUCUCUUCCAUCUACUCCGCCUCUGAUUACCAGAUUUGUAUGAAACCGGAUCGGGUCUACCUCUAG